Blepharisma stoltei is the source of this 1263-nucleotide messenger RNA. The record is from the annotation of a GenBank genome assembly. Lineage: Eukaryota; Ciliophora; Heterotrichea; Heterotrichida; Blepharismidae.
AUGGAAAGGACUUCUAUUGAAUCCCAGGCAGACGAAAACCAGAUUUUUCAAGAAGAAGUUUGGACUGACCACCAGCACAAUAUAAAUACCGAUCUCAAAUUGACGAAGUUUGCCAUUUCAUGGAAAAACACAUCGAAAUGCCAUGUUUACGAGGCUGCAAAAAUAAUCGGAGCAAAGCUUUCGCCGAAUGACCCCACUUCAACUUCAAUCAUGAUCUAUAAAAGUGUAUCAAGAAGGUUUAAAAUCUACCAUUUCUGGCUUUCUACAGCAGAUUCAGCUAAAAAUUGGACUGAGCAGAUCCGCACUUACUCAAACACCCAUCAAGAAAAUAGGCACAUUGCCAUAAUUCUGAAUCCCAUCAGUGGGACAAAGUCAAGCCGAUCAGUGUUCAGAAAUGAAUUUCAGCCAGCUCUAAACUACUCAGGAGUCAAUUACACUAUGUUCGAGACUGCUUAUCCUAAUUUUAUUGAAGACUGGGUUAAGUCUCAAGAUGUCAAACAAUAUACAGACAUCGUGUGUAUGGGAGGGGAUGGGACCAUGCACCUCUUGAUCACUGCGCUGAAUAAAUACCAUGAAGGUGUCAUGGACUCUAUUAGCUUCGGGAUGCUCCCAACUGGCACUAGAAAUGCUUUAUCGAUUGAAAUUGGCAGCAAAACGGCUACUCAAGGAAUCGCUAAUAUAAUUAAAAGAAGGACAUUUAAAGGAGACAUUAUUAAGGUUAUGAUAGAAAGCAACUGUGUGCUAGCAACAACUGCGGUUGCCUGGGGCAUAGUUAGCGAUUUGUGUGAAGAAGCCCAACAUUAUAGGUUUCUUGGGACUUUUAGAUACACGGCCGCUGGGAUUAAAAGAGUUUGGCAGUCUUGGAAAGUUUAUUCGUCAAUACUUCAUUAUGAAUCAAAAUCUGGCGAUCUUAUUACACAUGAUGACGAUUUUACUUAUGUUGUAAUUGGGAAUCACAGGAUUUUGAAUACAGCAAAUAAUGAGAUUAUGACACCAAAAGCAAGAAUUAAUGAUGGAAUGCUAGAUUUGCUUAUGGUAAGAUGUGGAGGCAAGUGGGAACUGUUGAGAGUUUUCCAGAAAACGAUGAAUUUUGGGUCUCAUCUGGACUCUGAAAAUGUCAGAUAUGUAAAAACGAAGCAAGUGAUGUUGGAGCCAAAGCAUACCCAAGUGUUCAAUGUAGAUGGAGAGAUGUACCACUCACCCACUAUUCAGAUUCAAAUACUGCCCAAAUCAAUUUCAUAUUUAGGCCAAACUGAUUAUUAA